Messenger RNA from Anisakis simplex (herring worm), 267 nucleotides. The record is from the annotation of a GenBank genome assembly. Lineage: Eukaryota; Metazoa; Nematoda; Chromadorea; Rhabditida; Anisakidae.
AUGGCGAAAACAACAGAAGACACCGAAACAGAGACAGGAAGUUUGAAUGUGGGUGAUGAUGUGAUUGUCGAAGAUGCGUUCACAAUUCGUCGAAUGCAAUCGGAUGCAACCGUGAAGGUGGGACGAGACGAGUACAAAAUGCACAGAACCAUUGAGAAUCAACCGCAACAUUUCAAAUUCGAUAAUGAACUUACGUCGAAUACGGGCAAAAGUGCGAAAUCAACGCUGGAUUAUACGCACGUUGGUGGUAACAGGAAGCUGGAUGCG